This is a messenger RNA of Rangifer tarandus platyrhynchus (Svalbard reindeer), 1134 nucleotides long. Lineage: Eukaryota; Metazoa; Chordata; Mammalia; Artiodactyla; Cervidae. The record is from the annotation of a GenBank genome assembly.
AUGGCCCGGCUGCAGCCAGCGGGGAGCCGGCGGCUCGCUCCCUUGCCCCGCCGGUCGCCCAGACUCGCUCCGCUGCUGCUGCCGCUGCUGCUGGCGCUGCCCGACGGGGCGAGGGCGGACUGCCCGUGCCAGGUCCCAGCGCUGUGCCGUCCCAUCACCCACCGCCCCGACUUCGAGGUGUUUGUAUUUGAUGUUGGACAUAAAACUUGGAAAUAUUAUGACUGGUCACAGAUUACAACUGUGGUACUUUUUUCAAAUUAUGACCCAGAACUUAUGUGCCAUGCUCAUGCAAAAGGAGCCAGAGUAGUGUUAAAAGGAGAUGUAUCUGUAAAGGAUAUCAUUAAUGCUACUUUCAGAGCAUCCUGGAUAGCUCAACAAGUUAAGCUGGCCAAAACACAAUAUAUGGAUGGAAUUAAUCUAGACAUAGAACAAGAUGUUGCUCAUUUAUCACCUGAAUAUUAUGCAUUAACUGCUUUAGUCAAAGAAACCACAGACUCUUUCCAUCAUGAAAUUGAAGGAUCACAGGUAACCUUUGAUGUACCUUGGGGUCCAAACUGCGUAGGUGCAAGGUGCUAUAACUAUACCGGAAUUGCAGAUGCCUGUGACUUUCUCUUUGUGAUGUCUUACGACGAACGAAGUCUGGCCUGGUCACGAUGUAUUGCAGGAGCCAAUUCUCCCUAUAUUCAGACAUUAACUGGAUAUGAUGAAUUCAUCAAGAUUGGAAUUAACCCUAAGAAACUUGUAAUGGGUAUUCCCUGGUAUGGUUAUGAUUAUACCUGCCAAAAUCUAUCACUGGAUCAUGUUUGUACCACUGCAAAAUACCCUUGUAGCGAAGCUGUACAUCAUCAAGUGGCUUAUCAGACAAUUAUGAAGCAAGUAAAUAGUUCUACUUCUGGAAGGCUGUGGGAUAAAAAUCAGCAGUCUCCUUAUUAUCACUAUAAAGAUCAGGCUGGCCAUCCCCAUCAAGUGUGGUAUGACGACCCUCAGAGCAUUUCUCUAAAGGCAUCAUAUGUACAAAAACGUGGCUUACUCGGCAUUGGCAUGUGGCAUGCAGACUGCCUUGACUACUCCGGAGAUGCUGUAGCAAAACAGCAAACUGAAGAAAUGUGGAAAGCCUUAAAACCAAAGUUGUGA